This is a messenger RNA of Cynara cardunculus var. scolymus (artichoke), 3597 nucleotides long. Its product is annotated as disease resistance protein RML1A-like. Lineage: Eukaryota; Viridiplantae; Streptophyta; Magnoliopsida; Asterales; Asteraceae. The annotation marks the transcript as partial. Gene Ontology annotation, biological process: defense response; signal transduction. The transcript is spliced from 10 exons. Gene Ontology annotation, molecular function: ADP binding. The record is from RefSeq and is a predicted model, not a curated record.
GAAAAUUUUAUUGAUGAUGGAAUUGGCAACCCAGAUGUGAUUGCUUUUGAUACCUCAUUCAUUCUUCUGAUCUAGUUUUCUUCCAUCCUCAGCAGAUCUAAUUCAAUGGCAAAUUCUAUCGGGGAUAAUACUACCAGCUCUAAUGACUCGAACAUCAUGGCUUCUGCUACCUGCUAUGAUGUCUUUCUAAGCUUCAGAGGCGAAGAUACUCGUCAUGCUUUUACAGAUCAUCUCUAUGAUGCAUUAGGGCGAGCAGGACUUCUCACUUUUAGGGAUGAUGAUGAAAUGAAGAGAGGCCAAGAGCUAGAGCCAGAAAUCAAGAUGGCAAUCAAAGCAUCCAAGGCGUCAAUAGUCGUCCUGUCUGAGAAGUAUGCGACUUCUACAUGGUGCCUUGAAGAGCUCUGGUUGAUCCUCGAGCAGAGGAAGGAGUGCAAUCAUUUCGUUCUUCCGGUUUUUUACCAUGUCGAUCCCUCUGAUAUUAGGAAGCAAAAUGGAAGUUUCAAGAUAGAAGAAGUUGAAACAUCUACAAAGUGGACUCAUCAUAACGUGAUCCGGUGGAAGAGAGCUCUUACAAAGGUUGCUGAUUUAAAAGGCUUUUCUCUUUCUGGGCCUGAAACAAAGCUUCUGAAGGAAAUUGUCGAUACCGUUUACAAUGAACUAGAUUGCAAAAAGGUUUAUCUUCCACCCGAUCUAAUAGGGAUGGACACUCGAUAUGAGAAGAUUAUUUCCUGGUUACAUCAACCCAAUCUCGAAUUUUUAGCAAUUUGCGGCAUGGGAGGAAGUGGCAAGACAACGUUGGCAAAGUACAUUUACAAUUUAAAUUGGAAAAGGUUUGAAAACAUGAGUUUUAUUGAAGACAUUGGUAGUAGAUGUAAAGGAACCCAUGGUUUGCUUGAGCUACAAGAACAACUUCUCAAAGAUAUUUCAGGGGGUAGGAAGAGAAAAAUACCAAGUGUUUCUCAUGGUACAUAUAAGAUUGAGGAGGCCUUACAAACAAAAAGCACACUAAUUGUUCUUGAUGGUAUUGUUGAAUAUAGUGAGUUAGUUACUUUACUUGGAACUGGGAAGAUUAAUGCACUAAGCAAGAUUAUAAUAACCACAGAAAAUACAGUUAAUUGGUUUAAAUUUUCAUCUCAUAAGUGUGAACAAUAUAGGAUGGAGUUAUUGAAUGAGGAUGAAUCAUUAGAGCUUUUAAGUCAUCAUGCGUUUGGAUCCAAAAUCCCAGAGGAAGGUUUCAAGGAGCUUGCAGCACAAGCAGUAAGGUAUUGUGAAGGAAAUCCACUGGGUCUUUGUGUGUUGGGCUCCUCUCUAUCCAAUAGCAAUACCAUCUCACAGUGGAGAAGUCAAUUGAAGUUACUGGAAAAAGAUAUUCAUUCUCUAAUCCAAGGUGUACUAAUAAGGAGCUACAUGUCAUUGCAAUUUGACUUUGAAAGAGAGCUGUUUUUGCAUAUUGCUUGUUUCUUUGUAGGCAAAGACAAGGAUUACGUGGUAAAGAUAUUGGAGCCUGAUUAUUUUGCAGUAUCUGGGAUCAGUACCCUUAUCAACAGAUGCCUUCUUUCUGUUUCAUCUAGCAAUAAGUUGAUGAUGCAUCGAUUGCUUCAAGAGACAGGAAAAAACAUAGUCUGUAAAGAAUCAUUUAAGCUUCCUGAGAAACGUAGUAGAGUUUGGCUGAGCACUGACUCUUAUAAGAUAUUGAGAAAAAGUUCAGGUUCAAAAACAAUAGAAGGUCUAACACUUGACAUGAAUAAGCUAAAGGAAGAGGGGGCAGCGUCCAAGUCAUCAGACCUCACCACAGAUGCACUUGAAAAGAUGGAAAAUUUAAAAUUGCUCCAGCUAAAUUAUGUGGAACUCACCGGAUCCCAUGAAAAUUUCUCAGAAGAUCUAAGAUGGCUCUGUUGGUUUGGAUUCCAUUUAAGAACUAUACCCUCUGGCUUAUCCAUGGGAAACUUGGUGGCUUUAGAUAUGAGCUAUAGCAACUUGGAAGUAUUUGAACCACCCAUGGUUCUUCAAUCACUACAGAUUUUAAACUUUAAAGAUUCGCACAAUCUAUUGGAAAUCCGAAACAUCUCCAUGAUCCCUCAUCUUGAGACUUUAGUUCUUUGGAACUGUCACAGUCUGGUUCAUGUUUGUGAAACCAUUACAGAGCUUACUAGUCUUGCUCUAUUGAACAUGACUGGAUGUAAACACUUGUGCACGAGGGAGCAGAUAAAUGUGUUAGAAGAGAUAAAAGCUUCUACUUCUGGUGGACAAGUUACAAAACAGCCUCCCUUUUCCUUCCCACAUUCAUUACAACGGUUAUUUCUCAAAGACUGCAAUCUUGAUUGUACUGAUUCUUUUCCUCUGAGUUUCAGUGUUCAACCAUUUUUGCAGUACUUGAAUUUAAGUAACAGUUUUUUUGAGUUCCUGCCUUGUUAUGAUCAUCUUAAAAGUCUUCGGAUCCUUGACUUGAGUUUCUGCUCAAGACUUAAAUGGCUUCUAUGUCUGCCGAGCACACUUGCAGAGUUGUACGUGUAUUAUUGUGAGUCACUGGAGAAAAUAACUUUCCAAUCAGCUCAAUUCAAGUUGCAAGAGUUGGCCUAUGAAGGUUGUAGUAAUUUAUAUGAAAUUGAAGGCCUCCUCAAAUUGGUACCAAUAGCCAAACUAGAUGAAACUGGUUUGGGACAUUUGAAGUGGCUAAAGCAAUAUCAAAGUCAUGAGGUGCUCCUCGUUGGUGAUGAUGAGCUCACCAAGGGCAGAAGUUCAAAAGUCCAGAUGUUGUAUGAAUUCGAUAUAAUGAGCACAUCUCUGCCAAACAUAAAGGAUUCAAACAUGAGAGCUGAGUAUAUAUCAGAAUCAUCAUCUUUGUCAUUUGAUGUGCCUUCGUGCCCCAAGAAUUGGAGACUCAAAGGAUUAAAUGUAACUUUCAAAUACACAUUAUCAGGUGAUGAUUGGACAUGGUUUGCUAAAAUCAGUACGACUAAUGGUGUUGACUUGAUGUACAACCCCAAAGUCUUUGGUAAACCUAGAUUUGGUGCAGUUGGUAUAUGGUUAGGCUAUUGGCCUAUCGGGAAUAUGUUAGAUGUUGGAGAUAAAGUUAACGUGUCUAUUGAUGUGAUGAGUGGACUGGAGGUACAUGAAUGUGGUGCAAGUCUUGUGUACACUGAUGAUAAAAUAGCUGAGGAAACCGUGGAAAAUAACAUGGGAGGGGAAAAUUUUCUUGGAGGAGAUUUGUCUGGAUUUCAACUAAGCACAAGAGCAUAUUAUCUUUGUCGGCGUGAUUUGUUUGAGUUGAUGGAGGUUGGGAGACUGACACCUGAUCGGUUUGGGGUUUUAUUUGGUGAUAACAUUGACUAUACAGAGGUUCGAGGAUGGAGAAUGACUGGUCGACCUAAGCAGUUGAAUCCAUCAUUUUCAGAGUUGAAAACUGUUGGAUGCAUUAUCCAUGGUCCUGAGUUGGAAGAGAUUUACAAUAUCGCAGAGAUGUCUGAAUCAUCUUUGGUAGAUAAAACUGUUGAGUUCACAUCAAGCAUACUCGGGGAGACGAUGAAAUCUGGGACUACAUCUGCAGUUAGUGAUGCAGCAGCAAAGGAGAAAAGUGAGAGUUACAAUCUAGAGACU